UCUCUUCAUUUUCCCAUUUCUCUCUCUAACUAAAUUCCCCUCAUCCAAACACUCCCCAAACAUUUUCCUCCACUUUCUCUCUCUAAAAGUUUUCUCUCUCUAGAUAAUCAUGGCGGCUCAGCAGAAGAGAGAGUUAGAAGAAACUGAGCUGAAAGUACCAGAUUCCAUUCCUUUAUGCUCUGAAAGUUCAGAUCUGAAGAUCUAUAAACAAGAUGAACCACCACCACCACCACAACCACAUCAAAUAUCUUCUUUUGUUUCGAAUGCAAAACUCACCCAUAGAGAAUCCGUAGCUUUACGUUCUCCAGCUGUGGCAUCAUCAGAUCUAAAGAUGUGUAAGCAAGAUCCAUCCAGACUGUCGUCAGUAAGUAGCACCGUAACAAAUAACGAUCUGAUGACGAUGAAUAAGAAGAGGAAGCGAGAAGUGAACAGAUGUUCACGAGCAGAUUGCUGCAAAAGAGUUGGAUUGAUACCGUUCAGGUGCAGAUGUGGUGAAGUUUUUUGUUCGGAACAUAGGUAUUCCGAUCGACAUGAUUGUAAUUACGAUUACAAAUCAGCUGGUCGUAAAGCUAUUGCGAAGGAAAAUCCAGUUGUUAAAGCUCCCAAAAUUAUCAAAGUUUGAAAAAAAAAAAAUUAAUGGAGAUUUUUUUUUUGAUUUUUUUUUUUUUUAGUUUGGGGGGGGGGGGGGGGGGGGGGGGGGGGGGGUGGGGGAUGAAUGGUGGUGGUUUAAUGAUGUAAAUUUGAUGAAUGGAUGAGGGUAUUGUUGUCAUUUAGUUAUUAAAAUUAUUAUUAUUAAAAUAAGUUAGUGGAUAUUUUUUUUUUCGUGUGUGUGUUAUAUUGCUUUAGAACUCUGUGGUGCGUUGUAUUUGUGUCAUAUUCUGACAUGAUGAUAAUUAUUUAUUCGUAUAA
Molecule: messenger RNA, 909 nt
Organism: Capsicum annuum
Lineage: Eukaryota; Viridiplantae; Streptophyta; Magnoliopsida; Solanales; Solanaceae
Product: zinc finger A20 and AN1 domain-containing stress-associated protein 5
Exons: 1
Coding region: 110-622 (170 amino acids)
Biological process (GO): protein ubiquitination
Molecular function (GO): ubiquitin-protein transferase activity; zinc ion binding
Source: RefSeq, a predicted model, not a curated record